Molecule: messenger RNA, 2025 nt
Organism: Loa loa (African eye worm)
Lineage: Eukaryota; Metazoa; Nematoda; Chromadorea; Rhabditida; Onchocercidae
Product: fumarate hydratase
Exons: 9
Coding region: 276-1790 (504 amino acids)
Biological process (GO): malate metabolic process; fumarate metabolic process; tricarboxylic acid cycle
Cellular component (GO): tricarboxylic acid cycle heteromeric enzyme complex; mitochondrion
Molecular function (GO): fumarate hydratase activity
Source: RefSeq, a predicted model, not a curated record
CUUCUUUCAUUCCAAAAUAUAAUUGUACUUUUUAUGACACUAUUUUGCCCUGCAUCUUAGCUAAUUAAACAUCAAAUUUUCUUCGAGUGGUAAUGAGAGCAUUCAUUUUAUUCGUUUAUUAAUGUUUGUCUAAUUACGUAGGUUAUUUAACAAUAAGCAAGCUUAUAUUGGAGUAAUUUCUUGUUGUUGGUGUUGUUGUCGUUGCUACUGUUAUUGUUAUUGUUGUUGUUGCUGUUGUAUGCGUUUAUUGAUUUGUUGACGCGAAAAAAAAAACGAUGCUGACGAGAAUCGCAUUGGUUGGUAUUGGCCGGUCCGGUAACAUUUAUGGUGUUACUCGCAGCAGUAGUGCAGUAGCAGCUAUUCGAGCCGUUAAUUCAGUGGUGAAACGAAAUAUGGCAACGACAAUCCGUAAGGAACGUGACACUUUUGGUGAACUGCAAGUACCAGCGGAUCGUUACUAUGGAGCGCAAACGGCAAGAUCAAUGAUGAAUUUCAAAAUUGGUGGUCCAGAAGAGCGUAUGCCAUUACCGGUCAUUCAUGCAUUCGGCAUCCUAAAGAAAGCUGCUGCAUUGGUUAACAAGGAAUAUGGCUUGGAUCAGAAAAUUGUGGAUGCUAUUGCAAAAGCUGCAGAUGAAGUUAUUGCGGGCAAGCUAGACGAUCAUUUUCCACUAGUAGUUUGGCAAACUGGAUCCGGCACUCAAUCGAACAUGAACGUUAAUGAAGUGAUAUCGAAUCGCGCAAUUGAAAUGUUGGGCGGUGAAUUGGGGUCCAAAAAACCAGUGCAUCCGAAUGAUCAUGUGAAUAUGUCGCAAUCGUCGAAUGAUACUUAUCCGACGGCAAUGCAUAUUGCUGUAGCUAGAGAGCUUAAUUCCCGUCUACUUCCAUCUCUACAACAGUUGCUUGAUUCGCUGCGUCAAAAAUCGAAGGAGUUUGAAAACAUCAUCAAAAUUGGUCGUACACAUACUCAAGAUGCAGUACCACUUACGCUUGGUCAAGAAUUUGGUGGUUAUGCACAGCAGGUUGAAAAUGGUAUAGCAAGAGUGAAGGAUACGUUACCACGCUUGUACAUGCUUGCUGCUGGUGGUACUGCUGUUGGUACUGGUCUCAAUACACGAAUUGGUUUCGCUGAAAAAAUUGCUGCGAAAAUUGCUGAACUGACUGGUUUGCCGUUCGUUACAGCUCCAAACAAAUUUGAAGCGUUAGCAGCCCAUGAUGCAAUGGUGGAGGUGCAUGGUGCUUUGAAUACUACUGCGGCAAGUUUGAUGAAAAUUGCGAAUGAUAUUCGUUUCCUUGGCUCUGGUCCACGUUGUGGUCUCGGGGAGUUAUCGUUGCCUGAAAAUGAGCCUGGAAGUUCCAUCAUGCCAGGCAAGGUGAAUCCGACGCAGUGUGAAGCGGUUACCAUGGUUGCUGCUCAAGUCUUCGGUAACCAGGUCGCGGUUACUGUUGGUGGUUCAAAUGGACACUUUGAAUUAAAUGUGUUCAAGCCAAUGAUUGUUCGCAAUGUUCUUCAAUCAACCCGACUCAUUGCUGAUGCAUCUGUGUCAUUCGCAGUCAACUGUGUCGACGGUAUCAAAGCGAAUAAGGAAAAUAUCGCGAAAAUCUUGCGUGAAUCGUUGAUGUUGGUAACAGCGUUGAAUCCCCACAUCGGUUAUGAUAAUGCUGCAAAAAUUGCGAAAACAGCACAUAAGAAUGGUACUACUUUAAAAGAAGAAGCUGUAAAAUUAGGAAUUUUGACAGCCGAGCAAUUUGACGAAUGGGUACGACCGGAGAAAAUGUUAGCACCCAAAUAAGACAUUCCACGUACAAACAUUCCCUGCUAUGGCUUUGAUUUAAAAUGAUGAUCAUUUGUUGUUUGGUAGAAGUUGUUUUUCAGUUAUUUUAAAGACUAGCAUUAUUUGUUACAGCUUUCGCAUUCUUUUUGGUUUGACAUGAUUCAUGCUAUAGGAAAACUUUAGGAAGUUCAUUCAAAUUCCGCUUUUUACAUUAAGUCUGAUUCCAAUUCAAACAAUCCUUUUUACUUGGCUC